This is a messenger RNA of Aspergillus caelatus, 878 nucleotides long. RefSeq lists its product as uncharacterized. Bases 35 to 502 code for a protein of 155 amino acids. Lineage: Eukaryota; Fungi; Ascomycota; Eurotiomycetes; Eurotiales; Aspergillaceae. The transcript has a single exon. Gene Ontology annotation, molecular function: protein-macromolecule adaptor activity. Gene Ontology annotation, biological process: proteasome regulatory particle assembly. The record is from RefSeq and is a predicted model, not a curated record.
GGAGAAGGAAAAACCAGUAGAGACAACCCGAAUAAUGUCUGCAGAAUCCCUUCCAAUUACUCUUGCUGCAUUCGUGGAAGCUAUCAAAGAGCUUCCACUUUCCUCCGUGUACGCCAAAGCCUCCGAACUUUCCAACUCCAUCUCACACCUGCGGCGCUCAAAUCAAGAACUAAAGGCGUUCAUGAAUGAGUCAUGCGAUACCGAGGCUGAGAAAAGGGAGCUAGAAAAUUAUAUCACUGAAAAUGAAGAAGUGAUAAGAUCGAUGCAUGAAAGGAACCUGCUACUAAAGUCGGAGAUAGAGGGCCGGGGUCAGCGAUGGAUCGAGAUGGGGAACAUCGCGCCAGAUGCGAGAACAGAUGAGAAUCACCAGCCAUCCGUAUCUGAACCCAUAACAAAUGGGGCAGCUGCAGAACGACCAAAUGGUGCGCAGCAGGAGCUAUCUACCACAAGGUCUAUUCCUGAUACCCAGAAUGGCCACGAACAGGAUGGUGUCUUUCUUUGAGGCUACUCGCGCAAGCCAAGAUAGACUUGCCUCCGUCGCUCGAUGAGCAAGCUUGUUCACGCAAUAUGUACGAGAACCUCUGUAUUGAAACAGGAAUGCUUCUAUAUGUAGGUUCAUACAAAAUUGAACCCAACCAUAUUUCGCAGACCCAAACUGUAUGGUCACUAGAAUUCUCGGUUCUCGCAACCAGCCUUCGUACUAGGUCUAGCGAGCAGUCCUGGGUCUUCUGAAAUGAUCAGUACAGAUCCUUUAGAUGAUGCAUUGCCGUCAAUUUGAAGCAUUUGAUGUGCCUGCCCACGUUGCUCGAGUUGGAUUUUCCAGGUCGAAUUGAUGUAGCAAGCAGAUCUUCUAUCCUACAUUUAUUAUUACAUGUUCA